Molecule: messenger RNA, 848 nt
Organism: Entrophospora sp. SA101
Lineage: Eukaryota; Fungi; Glomeromycota; Glomeromycetes; Entrophosporales; Entrophosporaceae
Source: the annotation of a GenBank genome assembly
GUCAAUGGGGGAAUGGAUUAGCUUUAACAGGCUUUGCUUAUUUAGUAAUAUUUGAUGCCAUGGGAAUAUUCACAAUUUUUAUUUCAACAGUUUUAAUUACUUAUAGAUCGUUAAGAGAACCAACAAUUAAAAAUCCUUUUGGAGUUCAAAGAUAUGAAAUAUUAUUUGGAUUUAUAAAUAUUUUAUAUUUAUUAUUUGUUGCCUUAUAUAUAUUAAAAGAAGGCUUAGAACAUCUAUUACUGGAGACAAGUGAGGAACAUUAUGAUCAUAAUUUUGUAUUUCCAUUAUAUUGGGUUAUAUUAGCACUUGGAGUAACUUUAAUAUCAGCAAUUAAUUAUCGAAAUCACAAAGGAUUUUCUUGUCCUAUUGCAACAUCAUUAGGAAAAAUACUAUUACAAACAACUCCUGAUUCAAUAUCAAUGUAUUUAGAAGAUUAUUUGAGAGAGGCAAAUGAACAAAUUGUGUUAAAACAUGUAUAUCAAAAAUUAAGUCCUUUAUUAGUUAAUCAUAAUAAUGGCGAAAAGGAAGGUCAUAUUCUUGAUGAUGAACUUUUUGGUGUUUGUGAAAUGUUUCAAUCAACAGUAAAAAAAAACAAAGAUGUAAAAGAACAAGGCUUACCUCAAAUUCCUGAAUAUGCAGAAGAUUCUAGCAAUUCAAUAGCUACUAGAUAUGAACGCGGAGAAUUAUUGUGUGAAUCAAUUGAUCAUGUGUAUUCAGAACUUAAAAAACUUAAAUUGAAUAAUAGAGAAGAUUUGAUGAUUCGUAAACCAAAAAGUUUAUAUGAAUCAGCAUAUGGUCCAGGCGAAGGAAAAUAUAAAGGAACGAACGAAAUAGAAUCUACGGUUUAA